Molecule: messenger RNA, 773 nt
Organism: Lolium rigidum
Lineage: Eukaryota; Viridiplantae; Streptophyta; Magnoliopsida; Poales; Poaceae
Product: osmotin-like protein
Exons: 1
Coding region: 30-773 (247 amino acids)
Biological process (GO): defense response
Cellular component (GO): extracellular region
Source: RefSeq, a predicted model, not a curated record
GCACUAGCCAGUAGCUAGCCACCGCCACCAUGGCUUCUCCUAAGCUUCUCCUCCUCGUCGCCACCUUCCUGACGAGCUGCGGCCUCCUCCUGGCGGACUUCGCCCCGAUGACCCUGACCGUGGUGAACAACUGCGCCUACCCGAUCUGGCCCGGCAUCCAGGCGAACGCCGGCAGCGAGGUCCUGGAGGGCGGCGGCUUCUACCUGCCAGCGCUCUCCCACCGCUCCUUCCCGGCCCCGACCAGCGCCUGGUCGGGCCGCAUCUGGGCGCGCACCGGCUGCACGCCCGAGGGCGCGGACCAGCUCCGCUGCGCCACGGGCGACUGCGGCGGGCGGCUCCAGUGCGGGGGCCUCGGCGGCGCGUCGCCCGCCACGCUGGCGCAGGUCUCGCUCCACGGCAACAACGACCAGUCCUUCUACGGCGUGAGCGUGGUGGACGGCUUCAACGUGGGGCUGUCGGUGACCCCGCACGAGGGCCGCGGCAACUGCCCCGUCCUGGCCUGCCGCAAGGACCUGACGCAGAGCUGCCCCAGCGAGCUCCAGGUGCGCGGGUCCGGCGGCGUCGUCGCGUGCAAGAGCGGCUGCGAGGCGUUCGGCACCGACGAGCUGUGCUGCCGCAACGCGUACAACAGCCCGGCGGCAUGCCGCGCGUCGCAGUACUCGCAGUUCUUCAAGAACGAGUGCCCGCAGGCCUUCACCUACGCGCACGACAGCCCCUCCCUCACCCACGAGUGCUCCGCGCCGCGCGAGCUCAAGGUCAUCUUCUGCCACUAG